UACAUCACUUCCUGGUUUAGAUUCCAUGCUUGUUUCGUCUGUCCAAGGGGUUCUGCACGUUUUUCCUCGUUUUAAGUAAGUUGAUUUUUAAGAAUAUCCUUUCAUUUACAGGUGAAAUAAUAUGUUUUUGUCAGUGGCAUAAUGAGAGCAAAAUUGAGCACGCGACUAAAGAUCUGAACAGAAGCAGUUGGUCGUCAACAUAACAGGUUAAGUUGUGGGAGAGGAAAACUUUUAUUGUAUUCCAGUUAAAUAGAAAUGUUCAGGAGCAUCUGAAGUUAAUAUUUUAGUCUUUUUUUUUCGUCGCCAUUGUCCCAAUGUCUGUAAUGUACGAAGUUUGUUACCUUUGUGGGUGUCUGAAGCUGUUUUUGCAUUAUAUAUAGUAAGUACUUUGUGUAUUCACGUUUUUAAUUUUAGGUUUGAAUCAUGGCCAAAGACAAAUCUUCCAAACUAGACACAGUUACCCCCAAAAGGAAAAAGUUAACUUCGGAUACCACUGAGGUUCAUCAAGAAGAAAUGGUGGAUGUCAAAGCAAAAAAGAAAAAAAAAAAGUUGGAAAUAGAGGUGAGCAUCAUAGUUCCUUAUAUCUGUGUCUGUUCAUUCAGUACUACCUAAAUUCUCCUAAAAAGCAUUGACUUUUUUUUUUUCAGGAGGCUCCAGUGCAGGUCACUCCUGAGACGAUUAUUGUGAAGGAUAAAAAACAUAAAAGAGAAAAGAAAAGGAAAAAGAAACAAACGACAGAGGAAAUAGAGGUAAGACUACACAGAUUUUAUGCUUCUGUUUCCUGUCUGUUACUAAUCACAUUAUGAUCUUAACUGAGGCUUUUAGUUGAACUAGAAAAAUCGUGUUCACAGCGCCUGAAAGUAACAACGAUGAGGUCUGCUGUGUCUAUUGAAAAUCCAUCUACUCUUUUGCUGUUUUGAGUUUAAAGUGAAGAUGAAGAAAUGAAGCUUGGAUAUUACACGUCUUUCCUUUUUUGAAGUUUUCUGUUUCAUUUUAAAGAUGACAUAUUGCCAAAAAUUGUGUGCCCGUGUUGCAAGGGUUGGCAUGUAUUACCAUAAACCACAGUGUUAUAUGGUUUUAGCAGGGAUUUUUUAAAUGUAACACCAGCUUUGAUUCUGUAGAUACUUUACAACACAGACAUACUGAACAACUUUACCAUGUCAAGUAUCAGAUCACGUCAUUCUUUUAGCACUGAAACAAACUGACUUUUAGCCGAAGACUUGUAUCACAGACUUGUAAUACAUACUUAAGCUUCAGUGUAAAAUUACAUAAAUUGACCUUAGUUUGCUUGCACUGUAAGACGGCUCUGAUUUGAUCCUUUCUCUCAUUACUGUAGAGGCUAAAACUUGGUUGUCACAGUUGACCUAGACUCCUGUGUUAGUCCUAACCAAACUUUACAAUAAAAAACACAAAACGCUACGCAAGCACAAAGAUAUAACUCAUACACUCAAUGUUUUCAUUGUAGCUCAGCUUUUAUUUAUAUUUAGUUACUUUAAACGUUGUCAUUGUAUUGAUGAGUAGAAGUUUUAUGAUGACAAGGAAAUGAAACCAAAUUGUUGAUAGUGGCACUGUAGUAUGAAUACCACUGUUGUUUGUAGAGCAUUUAAAAAUACAAAGCUCUUACACGGUGUCAAACCUGCAAAGAGUACAUUAAUUUGCAACCAUCCAGUCUCUGAACUUUAUUUGUCAAACAGGGAAGGAAGUUAGGAAUAAAUGUGUUUUGUGUAAGUGAGAGUGUGCAGGAGUUUUCCCCUUUUUUAUUGCCUGAGUCGUUUUAUACCUUCCUGUUUUAUAAAUUUGAUGUGCUAAGCUUUUUUAAUGCUUACUUUUUAGGUUUGAUUACUUUUUGAUAAUAUAUUUCAACUCUGUUUAUUUGCCUGCUUUGAUAGGACAACUGAAGAGGGGGCAGGAAAUGUAGAGAGCAGACUGAGAGAUGAUAUGCAGCAGGUUAGGAGGAGUCAAACCAGGACUGUAGCCACUGUUUAAACUGAGCUAGUGCCCUGAUACAUACUCAAUACAUUAAAAAAUGACACACAGGGAUUUUCUGAUUCCAUCUUACUGUUUCUAGGCUUCUUAAAACAAUAAAUAUUUGCCACAGAGCAUCUGUUUUGAUCUGACACUAUAUAUAAAUGAUCAUGUUGAUGCUGCAAAUUUGGCAGUGUAUAUUUAUGUGAUAUUUCUAUCAGAAGUCAUAGUUGGAAAGAGAAUCUGGUUGACUUAAAUUGUUGCCACUAUGAUUUCAAUGAAUGAGUGGGUGAGUCAGGUCUGACAUUUAACAUGAAGUCACCUCCCCUUGCUGAGGGCCUGCUUGCUGGGUAGAGAUGGUCCCUGGUUUGGUGCCAUUUUGUGCAAGCAUGCUGCAAUAUGUCCUCUAUACAACUCAGUUACCCUGAGUCGUACCAGUCAGGUUUUGAAACCUGUAAGCUAUAAAGCAUCACUUGUAUGUGACUUGUUUUGGUUCUUAGACAGAAAUGAAAGUCUUACUGUGAUGAAUAUUGACAAUGUUGGUCUAAACUUAGAGUCUGAUUUUCUGUUUUCCCUGACUAAAUGUUUCCUAUGUUGUAUUCAGGGGCUUGCAGAGCUUUUUCCUGGCAAUUUGUCUGAAUGGGCUUUUGUACGAAUCAUGUUCAUGCAAACAGAGUCUUUUUUUCCACUGAAAGAGGUGUGUCUAAGCCUGUUGUAGACUUAUAAAACAGCUCACACCACCAAGUAAAAGCUUUUUUAAAUGGCUUAUUAAUAGUGGUUGAUUUCCAACCUUUAUAUGGGCAUACUCUUUGUAUAUAAAGUACUAAAGGAUAAAUAGACUGCACUGCACUUUAAUCAGCAAAUUUCUUGUCUUGAGGCAACUCAGUGGUUUUCCCUGACAAGCCACAUUCAGCCAUUCCCACACAUUUAUAUACUGAUGUCAAAGUACUCAUCAGUACUGACCGAUCCCAUCUCUUGUCUUAUGUCUGUGCCUUCAGGAGCAAUUGAGGAAUCAUGUAGGCUCCAGGAUAGAACCAUCACCCCCCCAACUUAGACAACCCACUGAGCCACAGUUGCUUUAUCACACCAGAAAAGAGAGUUUCAAUACAAUUAAAUAUAACAGCUGCAUUUAAUUUUAAAAAAUGGUAAUUAUAACAAAAUAUGGAAGUUACAAAAAAGGGACACUACAAGGAGAAUGCAUGAGUAUAAAAAACAAACAUUAACAUGCUGGCAUAUUAGGUUAUGGGGUAAGAAAAGCAUUGAAAGUAAGCCUGACACUUCAAAUAUGUCAUAUCUCCCAGUCUUUGUUUUUUAACAAUGAAAACUCUCAAAACUAGAGUUGUAGUCUUUUAUGACUCGAUGUCCUGCAGGGUGUCUGUGAUCUCGAUGUGUGGAGCAAUGAUGUUCCUGUUUGGCUGCGUGCGCCCUGAGCUCCUGCAGCAGUCCUUUAGUUGCCUGAACACUCCUUGUAGACUCUCUCUGCAUGGCCUGUGCAUGAACAACACAAGCAGUAGGCUGACACUGCUCCCUGAGAACAGCACAAACUCAGCUACACUCAGAAACGCCUGCUCAUGAUGGCUCAGCCUGAGUGUGUCCCUCUGUAGCUGUGCUCCUCUCAGCAGGGCUACACUGUAGAAGAGCUGGCAGAAAAACAAGACCAUGGUCACUGUUAGGAACAUGGGACCCUCCUCUGAACCGGAGAGGAAUCGACCUUUGGAUUUCCACUGCCGAACACAGCCACCAAUUAGGAGUCCUAGCUGUAGGAUGUAGGGGAUCAAAAACACCAGACACAGUCGAGCAGCCGCGUAUGAAACACCAGAAUCUACUGGAUCCAUGAAACAAGUACGCACUUCAUGGAGAUCAUCGAAUGGUCCUCGAGCUCCAGCCAGCAGCACAGAAAUCAGCACUGAUGUCAGAAUCACCAGAGCCACACAGACAGCAGGCUUCCUUAGUAGGGCGUGUGACGGCGGAUCCAGAGUGAGAAUGUAAGCCAUGAGGGCCAACACCAACAAGCCACACAGAGACACCGUGUUGAUGAAAAAGGACAGAGCAGCACAGCCUAACCCUGUGGUUCGCAGGUAGUCAGGUCUGUGAGCUACAGCAUGGAGAGAGAGACACAGGAGGACAAGCUGGAAGCCACAAAAGGCCCAGAGGAGGCAGUCGAGCCAGGCCAGACGUCUCUGAGCUCUGUAGGUCUGAAUGAAGCUGUAGAGCAGGAAGCAGCUGGCAAUGAAGCCCAAAGACGCAAAGAAACUGUAGAUGUAAUUUGCUCUGGAGGUAAUGCCUUCGGCUGCAAUACGGUCUAAUAUGUCAUUUGAUGAGUUGUUGAUGCUGGUGGACACGUUUACAAUGAGUGAUGUGGUGCUGCUUGCAGUUGGGAUAGUGUCCAGGCUUUGAUUUGACUGGAAAUGAGAAGAGAAAACAGACACAAUGAAACAAGAAAACACCCACUUAUGAAACCCAGUACUCUGCAGCAGCACCCUCCUCUGUUUAUCAAGCACUUCAAGUAUUGAGUCAUUAAAAUGGAGUAUGCACGGAGACUGUACUCUUAAAAUGUGCACAUUUCCUUCCUAAGUUAGCUCAAUGUUUGGUUUAAUUUGAACUUCAUUGUUUCCCUUAUUAACAGUGAAUCAAUGAAAAAUCCCUCUAAACUUAAAAAAAUAAAAAAAACUACAAACACAGCACUUAACAACUUCAAAGCUACUAGCCUCCCUUAAAAACGUACAGCUGUCUCUCUGACUAAGUGUGGCAUCUGUUCAUUCAUAACCCUAAUGCCAGAAAUUCAAACCAGUUUUUCCAUCACCUCUUUCUUAUUAAGCACCACUAACAACAACAAACUCUCCCUGAAAAAGAAAGUUUACACACUUCGAAAGAGCAAAGUUUAAGAUUUCAUUAAAAAAAUCCACUUUAAUGACUCCAAACACAUCCCUGUUGACCAGUCUUUCCCUGCUCUGCUUUGGGGAACUGCCUGCUCUGUAAGCACACAUGUUUUCACUUACCAUUUUGCUGCUUCCGUCACUCGCUUGUCUUCUGUUUCGUAUCCAGCACCCCGGCACUACAAGUUUGAAUUCAAGGCUCUGAAAAUGGUGCUCUCUGCAGUGAGGCGAUCUCUCACUGUAAGCAGUUUUAUAUGUUUCUGUGAGUUAUACUCCACCAACAUACUUUCAGAGUGACUUCGUGGCCAUGUGAUCAGAUCUUUUCCUCCCCUCCCUUCUUCUCUUUUUUUUCACCACCCUGCAGACUGAGGUCCGUUAAAUCAGAGAGCAUACUGAGUCCGUUGUUUGACUUCCCCCUGAGAUGUAAACUCAGUCUUUAAGUUGGGCUGUGGUGACUGUUUCCUGUAGUUUUACAACUUCAGUUAAGUUAAUUUUGUAAAGUUCAAGUUAUUGUGCAGGAAAAUAAGUUAGCAGAAGCUUCAUUCAGAUCAAGAUUUCUGCUCUGAAACGGAUAUCUUCUUUUUCAAUUCAAAGCCCCUCCUAUUGCUUUCUUUAUGAUUGUGCAAAAAACCCACAGGUGAUUAUUUUUAAACCACGCGCAUCAGUGCUUUGCAUGUAUUGCUGAGGGGGAGUUUUACAUCACUUAGACACUAGGCACGCAAUGCAUCUUAUGCUGGUCUAAGACGUCUGUAGAUGCAGGAAACGUCCCUCAGAGCUGCAGCUCUAAAGGAAGUGAUCCAAACCAGUAUAGCGCAUGUAAGUUCCACCUUUACUCUGUUGUGCUUCAGAACAAUAAAAUGUCACAUUCGGUUUACCACCACCAAGAAUGAAGCAUUUGUGGAGUAAGAAAGAUAAGCUGGCACUGCCCUGGAAACCCCAAUGAUUGUUUAUGGUUACAAAAAAACAUAUUAUAAUUGUACUAAAAUUGUCCCACCAUUCAUUCCCAGUCAGUUGGAGUUAUUUUGGGAAGUCUUAUGAAUAUCACACACCAACACAGAAAAUGAUAACAGACCACAAAGGAAGUUCUGUGAGUGUAGAUAACUUCCACGGGCGUUUUGUUUUGCUUUGUGGUGACAGAUUUCAGAUCCACCCAAUGUACCGAAGGAAGCACGUAUGGAGGAGGGAGAAGAGGACCUGAGCCCAGAGGAGAGGCGGGUCCUGGAGAGGAAGAUGAAGAAGAUCCUGAAAAAGGAGGAGAAGAAGAGGCUGAAAGUCGAGGGAGUGGCCAAAGAGAAAACUGAAGCAUCUGGACCCAGUGCACCUCAGCAGGCCUUGGAUUACCUCACAUGGUAGGUACCUUAUGAAUUCAAGCAGAGAUUAACCUAAAUGAUGAUCUUUUGAUGUCAUUCCUUCAGAAACUGGAGAGAUGGAUGACACAAAGAUGUGUGCGAUUUUUACAAUCAUUUUUUGGUUGGCUAUUAAAAGUAUGGAUCCAGAGGUAUACAAGAUUUGCCAACUACUGCUGGCUAGCAUUUGGUUGAAAGCUAAUAUUGGCCAUCAGGAAGCAGUUGUUGAUUGGUUGAUAAAAAUAAAUUUGCUUGAAAUUCGACCCCAGUAUUUGCUAUUUGUUUUCCUUUCAGUUAUUCAUUAACGGAAAAAGCAGUGGAAUGAUCAUACUUCCCCUUUUUUUUUUUCAAAACUGCUGAUGAAUUAAAAACACAGCGUUAUAAUAUCACAGCAUUUGAGCUUUCCUAGUUUGAGAAAAAUGGCCACCAUAUGAAAGGGAUGAAUGUAAUUCAGUGUAUCCGUCAAAACAAAAAGGAGUCAAAUGGAUCUUCCACCAGUGUGUUUAAAUUCAGGAACGUGUCAGAGGUGAUUUAGAAAAUUACUAACUGGUAUAACUUUGAAGGUUAUACAAUCAUUAAGUUGAGGUUAUUGUCGUCAGGGGAGAAAACCGUUUUAUCACAUCUACUUUGGCUGUGAUUAAACUCAAAGUCUAAGAAACAUCAAAAUCAGUAAAAACAAAAAAACUUACCUCAGAAAUCUCAACAUGGUCUUAUUAACUUGUUUGGUCCUGCUGCUUUUUUAUGCUGUAUUGAGUACAUAUUACUGUGAACACUGAUGAAGCUCAAUUGACUCAUACACCAAAUCAUGAUAUAAAAAGAGAUGUAAAUUCUUAUUAGUUGUAGCCUGUUCAUACAGUGAACAUCAAUGGCUUUCAUUUUCAUUUUAAGUAAUUACACAACCCACAUCGUUUUUAUCUGCAGCUGGGCUGAAAAGCGCACAGAGUGGAAGUUCCAGAAGACCAGACAGACGUGGUUACUGCAGCACAUGUUUGACUCCGAAAAGGUAACUGUUCACUCUGAUACAUACAGUACAGUCUGGUUGGGCCAUAAAUGUCACAGUGCUAUUGUUGAAGGAAUACAACAUGAUCCGUAUUUACUUUGAUAACUACUACAGUUACUCACACAUUCAUGUGUUAGUGGAGGGUGUGUAAUGUUUAAACUAGUGAACAGACAGCUGAUCAUUUCAAACUCUUAGAUUCCAGAUGACAAGUUUUCCUUGCUGAUGCAGUACCUGGAGGGGCUACGUGGAGGAGCCCGAGACACCACAGCACAGAAGGCCUUAGCUCUUAUUGAGGAGUCAGGACAAAUGCCAGAGGACAGUGUUGUCCAGCAGAGGGCGCACCGAGCUAGAGAAGUCAUCCAGCUGCUAACAUAAACAUGCUAUCACCACCACCACCACCAAAGAAAAACAUAAAAUUCACCAGAGCAAGACCUGAACAUGUUGAAGGAUCAGUGGACUAUGUGAAAAUCCUGAUAUGAACCAUGGACUUGUAGCCUUUUAGAAUUGUGCAAGAGGAAAAUUUGUGUUUUUAUUAAAAUGCCAGUUGUGCUAUUUUUUUUUUCUGUGUCUACAUCAGUAAUUCCUCUCCAUGUCUUGAUAUAACAUGUGCAUUGUAGCUUGGUAGUUAUCAAUAACCUAAACCUUUUUCAUAAAGUUUAAUUUCAACACAUCAUAUUUUCCACGUAGUUGUUGACUUUUUACUUCUCAGAAAGUCCGGUCUCACUAUCACAAUGUGGUGAGAUUUAAAUCCCUCAAGAAGAAACACAAAUCUGGAAAAAUGUCGCAGUUCAAAGUCUCUGGAAUGCUUGCAGCGGAGACGUGUCUGUACAUGUCAAAUCCCAGCAUCUGUGCAGUCACUGAUGAGCUUCACCUUCUCAUCCACUGAUGGUAUAACCAUGAUUGACAUGUUUUGGUUUUACAAAUACCUUACAACAAGAACUCCUUCAAACAGUGAAAUGGUGAAGAAUUCUUUUUAUAAUCUACACCAUUUGGCGGAAAAAAAGUCUCAAAUUUACAUUACAACUUGCAACUUGAAAGUCACCAUUUUAAGGAAGGAAACUGUGUGCGGUUAAAACAGGUGACAUAACUUCCCCUGUACACUUAUAUUACAAACUUAGGUUUAACAAAUGAUUGAUGCUUUCCCCGUGUUAAGCUAUACCAUGAUCUGCUUAGUUUUACAUACUUUUACAUUUUGGAGGAAAAUACUGAUUUUUGUACAAUUGAAGCACAGUGCUUUACAUCCAGCAUAUUUCUUGAAAUCUAUUUUUGAUUGUAGGUUUUUCUCUACUUGGUACAGAUUUCCAUAUUUUUGGUUUCAAACUCAUAAAAGUUAAAGGAUAUGUUUGAAGAAAAUUCUUCCCUUCUUUUCAAACCCUGUUUUGUCUUGUAAAAUAUUUGUAGUCAAGAUUCAAUGUUGAGAUCUUAAAUAAUUCAAAACAUUUGGUCUCUUUCAGUAGUCCACUUGCCCUUAAAAACCACAUUUAAUUUUAAAUAUGCAGCAUUUUCACAGAUUUUGUCAACAAUAUUAUCCUCUCACAAGUGAGUCUUGGAAAAAAAAUAUUGCUAGUGUUUUGACAUAAAAAAAGAAAAGUCUGUAAAA
This is a messenger RNA of Xyrichtys novacula (pearly razorfish), 8787 nucleotides long. NCBI's taxonomy places the organism in Eukaryota, Metazoa, Chordata, Actinopteri, Labriformes, Labridae. The record is from the annotation of a GenBank genome assembly.